AUGAGUUUGUUGCAGCGAAUAUUUAGAAGUCAAAAUAAGGAAAAUAUUCCAGUGUCCGAAGAUGUUAUGCAAAAGUUGAAACAGACAGAAGAGAUGUUGGAAAAGAAACAAGAAUAUUUAGAUAAGAAGUACGAUCGCGAGGCAUUGGAAAACGUUCAGACGAACACUGAACUGUUGAAAAAGUUGAACUAUACUGCGCGGGGUACGCUCAGAGAGGCGCAGCAAGCUCUUAACACGGAAGAUGUCAACGACGCGGUCGAUGCUAUUCAUGAACAGACAGAAAUUUCGAAAGAGAUCUCAGAAGCGGUUUGUGGAGUGGGUUCGAAUCAAGAUUUUCAUGAUGACGAUGACGACGAACUUACGGCAGAGUUGGAAGCGAUCGAACAGGAAGUCCCUUAUUACGAACUUUUUGGAAAGGAAUGUCUUUUUAUGGGACUACUGGACUUUCCAUCAAAUGCAGGCCGGGCGGCAACGAAAAAGAAAGUUGUUGGGCCAUGGUCCAUGUAG
Messenger RNA from Orbicella faveolata, 507 nucleotides. RefSeq names its product charged multivesicular body protein 4c pseudogene. Lineage: Eukaryota; Metazoa; Cnidaria; Anthozoa; Scleractinia; Merulinidae. The record is from RefSeq and is a predicted model, not a curated record.